AUGGCCUUUAAGUCCCCUUUUGCAUCUACUGUGGCGAGUCCCGGCAAAGGCAAGGCGGUGCUCUCGAUACUCCCGCCAUCUAUCCCAACACUGACGACUCUGACAUACAAGUAUCCUCUCAAACUUCUGUCACGUAUUCCAGGCUUUACUCCUCAGGGGUCUGUCGCGGGGGAGGAUGCUACAAGGCCUGUCCAUUUAUACUUGUUGACGUAUGGAGGUGGCCUUCUCCCUGGUGAUCAUAUCGAUGUCUCAAUUACAUUAGAGCCUCGGGCGCGAUUGGUGGUGACCACGCCUCAAGGAAGCACCAAAAUCUACAAGACCCCGCCAGAAGGACGGGGCCCAGGAAAGAUCCCGGUAUUGGAUGAUGAUAUGAGCCGUCAAACCUUGGAUGUUCAUAUCGGAAGUGAGGCUGGUCUCUGUUAUCUUGUCGAUCCGUCGGCACCGUUCAAGGAUAGUCGGUAUGAGCAGGUUCAGGUGUUUACUGUGGACGGGUCUCAAAUAGGGAUGAAGAGGAGCAGUCUAUGUGUGCUUGACUGGGUGACACAAGGUCGAAGCUCGCUUGGUGAGAACUGGGACUUUCAGAUAUGGAAAGGGCGCAAUGAGGUGUGGUCUGAAGAUAAGAUUAUGGGGAAACGACGCUUAUUACUGCGCGACGCUCUGGUGCUGGACGAUGAAGCGGCCAGCCAACCGCAUAGCCAGCAGGACAACUUACGGCUCGUCCGGGAGAGAACACAUCCACAUGGUGUGCUGGGCACAUUGAUUCUUUAUGGUCCAAUGUUCGAUCAGUUGGGGUCAUUUUUCAUGGAAUCAUUCACCUCGCAGCCACGCCUCGGUGGCCGCAAUUGGUCUUCUACGUCCACAACAGAGCCUUCGAGAGCUCAAGAUAAAGUAACUUGGACAUCUGCCCGCGUUCGAGCAGGGUUUGUCCUGGUGAAGUUUGGAGCGAAGGAUCUUGAAACUGCUCGGGAAUGGCUCGGGGGCAUGAUUCGCCAAGAAGGCAGCAUUGCCCGAGAAUUUGGUGAGGAGGCACUAUUCUGUCUCUGA
This is a messenger RNA of Talaromyces marneffei, 1044 nucleotides long. RefSeq lists its product as uncharacterized. NCBI's taxonomy places the organism in Eukaryota, Fungi, Ascomycota, Eurotiomycetes, Eurotiales, Trichocomaceae. The transcript has a single exon. The coding region runs from base 1 to 1044 and encodes 347 amino acids. The record is from RefSeq and is a predicted model, not a curated record. Gene Ontology annotation, molecular function: nickel cation binding.